Indicator indicator is the source of this 2478-nucleotide messenger RNA. RefSeq names its product leucine rich repeats and WD repeat domain containing 1 (gene LRWD1). The record is from RefSeq and is a predicted model, not a curated record. Bases 1 to 2259 code for a protein of 752 amino acids. Gene Ontology annotation, biological process: chromatin organization; establishment of protein localization to chromatin. Gene Ontology annotation, cellular component: nuclear origin of replication recognition complex. Gene Ontology annotation, molecular function: chromatin binding; protein binding. NCBI's taxonomy places the organism in Eukaryota, Metazoa, Chordata, Aves, Piciformes, Indicatoridae. The transcript has 15 exons.
AUGUCCAAAAUUACCACAGAGCUCCUGCUGGAAAGAGCGGUGCCCAAAUCCACCAGGCUGCGGAAGAUCGAGACGCUCGACCUAUCCAAGCUGCAGCUGAAGGCUGGAGACCUGGACCCACGUUUGUUCUCUCGCCUGAGGCACCUCCAGAAGCUGGAUCUGUCUGAUAACCUGCUGGAGAAAUUCCCCAACAGCUUAGCCCUGCCUGAUCUGCGUGUCCUGAACUGCAACAACAACAGACUGGAGGAUGUCACUGCUCUGAAACAGUUCCCUCUGCUUGAGGAGCUGACCUAUGAGAACAAUGUCUACCUGACACUGAAUGAUGACUACAAAGUCAUGUUCCUGCUGGAGAACCUGCGGCUGCUCAAUGGUAAGGACAUCACCAAGCUGGCCAACCACGUCCGCCGUGUCAACAGCCGUAAGCUCACCAGCAAGGUUACUGCUCACUGGGAGAAGUUCUUCCGUGACCAGCUGCCUGAGAAGCACACAGCUGAGCAGCUCAGGUCUGUCAAGGAGAAGUUCCUGGAGUCAGCCCAGGCCAACAUUGUCUACGGCCCCAGCUCGCUGAGCGAGUUCACCCGCUGGCGGGUGAAAAUGAUUGCAGAGGAGUUUCUGUCCUACUCGCUGGGUCUGGAGUUAAACACAGAGCCUGAACCAGAGGAAGAGACAGAGGAGAGUGAGGAAGAAGCUGCAGAAAGCCCCAGGGAAGCUGCACAGGAUGUCACUCAGGUCACACUAAAGCCCAGCAAGAGGAAAAGGAAUAAUUCAAAAUCUGGCUCUGGAAGCAAGAGGUCCAAGUCCCAGGCAGACACCAAGGAGGAAGCUGUUGUCACUCCCAGAAAGUCCAGGCACGUGCAGGAUGAGCCAGCUCCUGAUAAACCCAGAACCUCAAACCAGCCAGCCAAGGAGGCAAGCCCUGAGCAGGGGGCUGAAGGGACACAGAAGAAUGGAGAGCAGUUCCCCAGGGGACAAAGCAACAGGAGGUCCAGCCAGCUGACAGGGGAGCAGAAAAGCCAGGAGCAGGACAAUGGAGUUAUUAGCUUGACCCCAGUGAAGAACUCCAAGGGCAAGGAAGAUGUCAGUCCAGAGCCCUUGCACUUCCUUCAGUGUCACAGCAAAGGCAACAGCAGGGAGGAUUUUAAAACCCAGCUCUGGUCCGGUGUCUUCGAGCCCUUGCUAGACUCUGGAGCCACGAAAGAUCCUGUUGUGAGCUCCUCCAGAACUGUGGCAACAUGUGGAGGGGAAUCUGUCUGUCUGAUCGAUUGUGAGACAGGGAUGGUGCUGAAAAAGUAUAAAGUGGCCACAGAGGAGUUCUUCAGCGUGGCGUGGACAACCCUCAUGAUGGCCAACAGCGACAACAGGAAGAAGUCCCACAACAUCUUGGCUGCUGCUGGCAGGAGAGGCAUUGUCAAACUGAUACAUGUGGCAUCUGACUUCUGCUAUGGGGAGAUAAAGGCUCAUAAAAAGCCCAUUGCCACUGUCUGCUUCAGCCCAACUCGAGAAACUCACCUCUUCACUGCAUCCUAUGACAAGCGGAUUGCACUCUGGGAUAUUGGGAUUCCAGACUCUGACUACAAUUUCAAAGCAAGCCAGCUGCUGGUGCUGGAAGCGCUCUCCAUUCCCUUACGCAUUGCCCUGGUCCCCACCUGCCCGGAGCAGUACCUGCUUGCUGGCUGUGAAAGUGGCUGCUGUGCCUGGAAUAUCAAACUGGAUAAGGAUAAAAAAAACAGGACUUUUGAAGCCAUAUUCCAGUUUCCUGAUGAGGAUGGAGAAAUGACAUCAUCUCACAGGGUUGAUGGUUUGGCUUUUCUCAAUGAUGAUGUCAUUGUUUCCAAGAGCUCUAAACCAGGCUGCAUCUACUUAUGGAGCUGGUCUCGGACGUUUGACGCCAAGGCCAAGGGCUGCCAGCGAUCGGUGACUGCUCUCAUUCUGGCUGAGCUGGAGUGGUCCAACACAGACCUGUCCUACCUGACACUCAGUACCUGCCCAGCUAAAGGCUAUGUGUUCUGUGGUGAUGAAAAGGGCAGUGUGUGGAUGUAUCACCUCUCCAGCCACCUCACAGCAUGGUCCUCCCCUGCCAAGGGUAAACGCUCGGAGAAGAGGAUCCCUCCCACACAGAUCCUUUCAUGGCCGGAGCUCCACGCCAACGGCGAGCAGCUGACCGAAAUCUUCGUCAACAACGUGGUGACAGACCCCAGCUUCAGCUACCUGGUUGUCCUCACCAGUGUCAACAUCACGGCCAUCUGGAAGAAGUCCUAGGCCCUUCUACCACUUCUCCAUCCCCUUGCUUUCAACUAGUGCAGUAUUAGUGACUGGUACCCAUGUAACCAUGACCUUUUCUAGACCAGCUGUACCCUGGCAGAGCACAAACCAAAACACUUGAGGGAAGAGUUUGUUUGAAGCCAUCACCACCACCUUCUUCUCCUUCUCCUCCUCCUCCCCCUCAGCAUCCACUUUCUUUUACUGUAAGUUUUCACA